This is a messenger RNA of Eutrema salsugineum, 831 nucleotides long. Its product is annotated as myb-related protein 340. The record is from RefSeq and is a predicted model, not a curated record. Gene Ontology annotation, biological process: regulation of DNA-templated transcription. Gene Ontology annotation, molecular function: sequence-specific DNA binding; DNA-binding transcription factor activity. The transcript is spliced from 3 exons. The coding region runs from base 1 to 831 and encodes 276 amino acids. Gene Ontology annotation, cellular component: nucleus. Lineage: Eukaryota; Viridiplantae; Streptophyta; Magnoliopsida; Brassicales; Brassicaceae.
AUGCUUGAUUGGGGGUUUCAAGUUCAUCAUCGAAAUCAUGAUCGUGAUCGUGAUCCUUAUCAACAACAACAACAACAAGGAUGUAGAAAGGGACCAUGGACACCUGAAGAAGACAAGCUUCUCGCCGAGUUUGUCACUACGAAUGGUGAAGGAAGAUGGAGCUCUGUUGCUAAUUGCGCAGGGUUGAAUAGAAGUGGCAAGAGCUGUAGACUAAGGUGGGUGAACUACUUGAGGCCAGGGCUUAAGAGAGGACAAAUCACUCCUCAAGAAGAGGGAAUAAUCCUUGAACUUCAUUCCCUUUGGGGUAACAAGUGGUCUACCAUCGCAAGAUAUUUACCAGGACGGACAGAUAAUGAAAUCAAGAACUAUUGGCGAACGCAUUACAAGAAAAAAGAAAAAACUUUUUCGAAGCAAGACAAAGUCAAAAGAUCCCGGAAACAACAACUAGAUCUGACACCGCAAUUGCAACCACAACAGCAGCGGCAGAAUCAAUCGUACCAGCUGGUGUCUCAAGACAACAUGAAUAUCGACAACGAACAAAACAUAGCUUCCUCCUUCUCUUACCCGACUAGUGUCUUCAAUGAUCAAGUUCAUAUGCCUCAAAGUGUUGCAGCAACCUCAAGCGACCACUCCAUGAUCGAUGAAGGUAACCUGUGGGGCAGCUUGUGGAAUCUAGAGGACGAUGAUCCACACCGUUUUGGUGGUGGCUCGGAACAGAGAACAAAUGCUGAUCAUAUUUCUGAGAAGUUUAACGGCGGCGGAAUUGAGGCUUCGUGUGGAUCAGGGGAUUAUAGUUAUAAUGGCUUUUACACUGGAGGAUAUAUUUUCUAA